AUGAUCGCCCCAAACACAACUCCACAACCACUAAACAUCAUCAUUCUCGGCGGAGGCAUAGCGGGCCUGACCACCGCGCUUGCACUCACAAAAUAUGCGCCUUCCACACAUCCACCCCCCAGCAUCACCAUCUACGAAAUCCGCCCACAACCCGCAACCAUCGGCGGCGCUGUAAACCUAACCCCCAACGCUCUCCGCCUGCUCUCCCACCUCGGCGCGCUCGACGAAAUCCGCGCGCGCCACUACGGGAAAGAAUGCCUCGCCGUCGAAGUCUUCGAUCUAUACUCCAACGCCAAACUCGCCGAAUCCAGUUUCCGCGGCCCGGACGGCAAAGGCCUAGGCAACCCGCCCUUCACCGCGCUCAGAAUCACGCGCGGAGAAAGCUUGAAAGGCGUGCUCGCCGCGAUCGAAAAACAUCCUAACAUCCGCCUCGUCUGCGGCAAGAAGACCGUGGACAUCAAGGAGGACGAGCGCGGUGUCGACAUCACCUUCGAAGACGGCGAGUCCGCCAGCGCAGACAUCCUCAUCGGCUGCGACGGCAUCCACUCCGUCACGCGACUCAAGCACGUCGAGCCCGGCCGCAAGAGCGUGUACUCCGGCAUCUGCAACGCGUUCGGCUUUGCCCCGCGGCGAAAAACCUCCUCCUCUCCCGACGCACCCUUCGAGCCAACCCACUUCGAAACCACCGCCAUGAACUUCGCCCGCCGCGGCAUCCUGCUCACCUCCUUCCACAACGAAGCCCAGGACUCCAUCUACGUCGGCGGCCUGAUGCAAGUGCCCAGCAUCGCCUCGCGCGACGGCUGGAAGGCCGCGGGCGCCGACGCCGAAAACACGCGCAACGACAUGCUCGAGCGCUUCGCCGCCGGCGCCGCUAACUCGCUGAUCCGCACCGUCAUCCAAGACGCGCAGGACCUGUACCUGUGGCCCAUCUUCACGCUCAGCAAGGCGGGCAAAUGGGCCACCGACCGCGUGGUCCUGAUCGGCGACGCCGCGCACGCGAUGCCGCCGCAGGGCGAGAGCACGGGCAUCGUGUUCGAGGACGGCGUGCUGUUUGCGCGGUGCCUGGCGCGCUGGAUGGAGAAGGGCGGGGAGAAGAUGGCGCCUGUGAAGGAGGCGUUUGAUGCGUAUGAGAAGCUGCGCAGGGCGAGGAUCGAGACGGCGUAUGAUGAGAGCCAGAGCGUGGUCAAGACGGUGCUGGAUGCCGGGUGGCUGGGGCAUAAGAUUAAGCUUAAUGUUAUCCCUUGGUAUCUGUGGUGGACGCGGGGGUAUCGGGAGGCGCAUUUUAUUGAGGAUGUUACGAGCUGUGAGUUGGGGUAUUGA
Molecule: messenger RNA, 1320 nt
Organism: Trematosphaeria pertusa
Lineage: Eukaryota; Fungi; Ascomycota; Dothideomycetes; Pleosporales; Trematosphaeriaceae
Product: FAD/NAD(P)-binding domain-containing protein
Exons: 1
Coding region: 1-1320 (439 amino acids)
Molecular function (GO): FAD binding; monooxygenase activity
Source: RefSeq, a predicted model, not a curated record